AUGCGCGAACAAGGUGACGAGUUCGUCGUGAAAGAGUUAAAAGAAGACGACGUGGUGGUCGAGGUGGCCGGGGUGGUCGAGGUGGCCGUGGUGGUCGAGGUGGCCGUGGCGAUCGUGGAGGCUACAAUGGCGGCCGAGGACAGCACCAAAAGAAGAAAACUGGACCAGCAUUUCGUGGGUAUUGCUUUACUGCAAAGAGGACGAGUUCAACAAACGAUCAAGUUGACGGACGGUUUGUAUGUGCCCCAACUAUAUAAGAAGCUGGUGCCCGUUCCGGCGUCGGCGGAAUGUAGCGCGGUCAUGCAAUUUGAGCGCGAUCAAGCGACGCUGGAAGUGAAUGGAGAAGCUCUGGACGUGAUUCAUCGAAACAUUGAGCUGUUCAUGAAGCAUUUACAACAGCUGAAGAAGAAACAAGCCGUUCGGUUAGAUGCUAUAAUGCGUGGAGAUUGGGCGUUAUGGCAUGUUCGACUGAGCCAUAUUUCCGCAUCAAAGAUGCAAGCUGCUGUAACGAUAAAUGAUAGACUGCCUGGACUUCAACAUCUAGAAGAUAACGUGCUCGCUAAUUUGGUGGCUGUGCUUAAGACAAGAUGA
This is a messenger RNA of Plasmopara halstedii, 591 nucleotides long. RefSeq lists its product as uncharacterized. Bases 1 to 591 code for a protein of 196 amino acids. The transcript has 2 exons. The record is from RefSeq and is a predicted model, not a curated record. NCBI's taxonomy places the organism in Eukaryota, Oomycota, Peronosporomycetes, Peronosporales, Peronosporaceae.